UGGGUGAGAAGCGAGAGCGGCAGUUUCUGCAAUUGCUGAUCAGGAUGGCAAAUUCGCUUGAGGAUUUCUCUCAAUUUGAUAUCUCCAAAGAGGAAAAAGAUAAGCUUGUUGCAGAAGUGAUCCGCUAUGUCCUCUACAAAACUUAUCAGAGCUCAGGAUGCCCAAUUAAAAGGGAAGAACUUACUCAACUUAUAACUAAAAACUAUCGGCAGCGGGGUCUUCCUUCCCUGGUUAUAAACGAGGCAAGAGAGAAGCUCUCAAGCAUCUUUGGUUAUGAAAUGAAGGAACUCCAACGUGUUCGUUCGUCCACAAAUCAGGGCCAGUCUUCUCAACACAGUCUUGUCGAUGCAAAAUCAUAUGUUAUCAUAAGCAAGAUACCUCCUGAGGUGUACAGAAAACACGUUGAGAAUACAAAGACUUUUUCAUCUUCUGGUUUUACUUUUGCUGUCAUCGGUAUUGUACAUCUUGCUGGGGGCAAAAUCUCUGAGGAAGAUCUAUGGGAUCAGUUGAAGCGCAUGGGAUUACAUGAUAGUGAUGAAGGGCAUCCAGUCUUUGGGAACAUUAAGCAACAAUUGGAGUCUCUUGUCCAGCAAAGAUAUCUGCAGAAGGAUAAAGUCAAUAAUGUGGAUGGAAGUAGUAUAGUUUUUGAGCUUGCGGAGAGAGCAUUGGAUGAUUCAGUUAUUGGGAGAGUGAAAGAAUACAUAGGACAGAUCAUGAAGAAAGAUGAUGCCUCUGAGGAAAUUGACUGAUGCACCAUCUUUUACUUAAAUGUCAUUCAGAACUGUUCAUGAUCAAUUUUCCAGAUGGUGAGAAUCCUCUUUUGUGUUUUGACUAGACCUAGUAGGAAUUUCUUCAUCAUGGAGA
Molecule: messenger RNA, 864 nt
Organism: Telopea speciosissima
Lineage: Eukaryota; Viridiplantae; Streptophyta; Magnoliopsida; Proteales; Proteaceae
Product: non-structural maintenance of chromosomes element 3 homolog
Exons: 8
Coding region: 45-749 (234 amino acids)
Cellular component (GO): nucleus
Source: RefSeq, a predicted model, not a curated record